Drosophila santomea is the source of this 1483-nucleotide messenger RNA. It is a transcript of the gene fd19B, whose product is annotated as fork head domain transcription factor slp1. The record is from RefSeq and is a predicted model, not a curated record. Lineage: Eukaryota; Metazoa; Arthropoda; Insecta; Diptera; Drosophilidae. The coding region runs from base 578 to 1363 and encodes 261 amino acids. The transcript has a single exon. Gene Ontology annotation, biological process: anatomical structure morphogenesis; cell differentiation; regulation of transcription by RNA polymerase II. Gene Ontology annotation, molecular function: RNA polymerase II cis-regulatory region sequence-specific DNA binding; DNA-binding transcription factor activity, RNA polymerase II-specific.
UAUAAUAAGCAGAAUUGGAAUUAUUAUUAUUUACGAUUGGGUAAGUAACGAGAUUGCAAUAUAGGAGAAAUAUUCGUAAUAUGAUUACCGUGUUGCUAACAUCCGAAGAAAAUCCCACUCGCCUUGAAGGGGCUUACAAAUUCGGUAUUUUUCCAGUGCGGAAAGAAAUAAAACCCUGCUAGGUCGAUAGCUGUACAGUGCUCCCAAAAAGGACAUCCAAGGAGGCGCUUAGGAACGGAGGACGAAGGACGAAAACGCGAACGAGGACGAGGACGAAGGCUCCAGGGUCAGGUAGAAAUAAUCCAAUUUAGAAACCGCUAGUCCAGCGCUAAUCCGAAAACGUUUGCGAUUCCCGUUCUCGAGGAUGUGGAUCAAUGAAUGAAUCCGAAGGCUUUCAUGAAUCUGUUUGCGCGGCGAUUAAAAAAGGGGGAUGGAUCGCUAAUCCGCGACCCAGGAUGCACGGGUAAUCCUCGAGGGCAGCCUUCUGCUCCGCGAAUAAAUAGAUCGCUGGCCGGUGGACAGGGCACAGUCGUUCUACGAACUCAAACAGUGACACACAUUCCAGUAUUAUAUUGCCAUGGACACGACACCAGUCUUCCAGUCCAGCUUCUCCAUCCGAUCGCUGCUCUCCGUGGGCAAAAAGGAGGACUCACCCACUUCUAAGCAUAGCUCCGGAAACAGCUCCAGCUCCAGCUCCAAUUCCAGCCCGGAUUCGAUGACCGCAAAGAGCAAUGCGAAGCCGGCAUUCACCUACAGCGCCCUCAUUGUGAUGGCCAUCUGGAGCAGUUCCGAGAAGCGUCUGACUCUGAGCGGUAUCUGCAAGUGGAUCGCGGAGAACUUCCCGUAUUAUCGCACCCGCAAGAGCGUCUGGCAGAACUCCAUCCGGCACAACCUGAGCCUCAAUCCGUUCUUCGUGCGGGUGCCGCGAGCCCUCGAUGAUCCUGGACGUGGCCACUACUGGGCACUCGAUCCGUAUGCCGAGGAUCUGUCCAUCGGCGAGACAACGGGACGCCUGCGCCGCAGCAAUUGGCCUCAGAAUCCGGUGACCAGGCCCAAGGUCACCGGCCAUCCCUACCAGCGAGUGUCGCCACAUUAUGGGUAUGGUAAUGGUCCGUAUAUCAAGGCUCACAGCGCCUACUUCCCCAUAGUGGACCACCAGCACCAUGCCGCCAUGAUGCAGCACUACCAGACCUUGAUGCACAGAUACCAGAUGAUGCCGCAUCCUCACCAUAACCAGCAUCCCCAUCAACAUCCUCAUCCGCAUCCUCAUCCGCAUCCUCAUCCUCAUCUCAUCCAGCAAUCGAAGGCAUUUCAUCCGCAGGAGCCAUUUCAUCAUCACGCAUAUCACCUCCACCAAGAGUGAAUUUCAGCAGUAUGAAAACUCACUUGAUGACUACGAACUGUGAAAAUUCCUUCUUGGCGUAGAACGCGGCAAAUGUUGUUAGCUUUAAAUCAUAUAGGAUCAUAUCGAAACAUAUGGAAA